This is a messenger RNA of Capsella rubella, 2071 nucleotides long. RefSeq lists its product as uncharacterized. Lineage: Eukaryota; Viridiplantae; Streptophyta; Magnoliopsida; Brassicales; Brassicaceae. The transcript has 3 exons. Bases 1 to 1899 code for a protein of 632 amino acids. The record is from RefSeq and is a predicted model, not a curated record.
AUGGAAAGUAAAGUGAGAGGAGUAGGAGUAGUAGAAGAAGAAGCAGAGAGACAAAAAGUGGAAAGAUUGGUGAAAAAGUUAAAGAAUCAUAAAACUCGAAUUAACCCAUCUUCAACUCCUGUCCGCGUUAGCUUCCUCCUCCCUAAGUCUACCCUUGUUUCCUCUAGAAAGCUCGCUGCUGCUUUCUGGGAGUUUCAUCACUAUCAGUACCACUCUGCUUCUUCUUCUUCUUCUGCUAAGAGGAUGCACCGCGGCGCUAAUGGUUUCGCCGGCGGAACUAGUAACCGCCGGCAACGUCACGGCAAGGCGGUGGUUAAGGAGAAUGGUCUCGACUUCUCUCAAUUCCUUCGAGAUCCUUCUCCUGAUCAUCAGCCAGGUAGUGCUGGAAGUCUAAGGAGGCAGAUCGGUCAAAUGUUGAUAAAGCAUCAUCAAUCUAUCGAACGUAACAAUCACGCUCUUCAGCCUGUAUCUCCGGCUAGUUACGGAAGCUCACUCGAGGUUACAACAUACAACAAAGCAGUAACUCCAAGUAGUUCAAUGGAGUUCCGAGGAAGACAGUCUAGAGAACCUCACUACAAUCUCAAGACAUCAACCGAACUUCUUAAAGUAUUGAACCGUAUUUGGAGCCUCGAGGAGCAGCAUGCUUCCAAUAUCUCCUUAAUUAAAGCUUUGAAAACCGAGCUGGCUCAUUCACGUGUUCGAAUCAAGGAGCUUCUUAGGUACCAGCAAGCCGAUAGACACGAGCUAGACGGUGUGGUGAAGCAACUCGCUGAAGAAAAGCUGUUGAGGAAGAAUAAGGAAGUUGAGCGGAUGAGCUCUGCGGUUCAGUCAGCGAGGAAAGAGUUGGAAGAUGAGCGGAAACUUAGAAAACGUUCAGAGAGUUUGCAUAGGAAAUUGGCACGUGAGCUCUCGGAAGUGAAGUCUUCUUUGUCUAACUGUGUCAAGGAGCUUGAGAGAGGGGCUAAAUCAAAUAAGAUGAUGGAGCUACUCUGCGAUGAGUUUGCCAAAGGGAUCAAGAACUACGAAGAGGAGAUCCACGGUUUAAACAAGAAGAAUCUUGAUAAGGAUUGGGCUGGUAGAGCUGGAGGAGAUCCAUUGGUUCUUCAUAUCGCUGAAUCUUGGCUUGACGAAAGGACACAGAUGAAAUUAGAAGGUGGAGAUACAUUGAAUGGUAACAACAGAUCAGUGCUGGAUAAGCUUGAGGUUGAGAUCGAGAGAUUUCUUCAGGAGAAGCGGAACGAAAUACCGAGAAUCCGCCGGAAUUCACUUGAAUCUGUCCCGUUCAACACCUUGAGUGCACCACCGCGAGAUGCAGACUGUGAAGAAGACUCUGCAGGAAGCGAUUCAAAUUGCUUUGAGCUCAAGAAACCUACAGUGUCUUAUGGAGAGGAAAUUAAGAAACCAAACCAACUUAACAAAGAAAGUUUGAUCGAUGAAAAGUCGAAAGGAAAGAUUGGAAGCCCGUCCACGUCGAGUUUCCAAGUUAACUUUGAGGAUCAAAUGGCGUGGGCGAUAUCGAGUAAUGGAAAGAAGAAAACCACCCGAGCUAUUGAAAACAAAGAGGAAGAUAAUGUAAAGCCUGAGAACAGCAACAACAUAAAGAAACCAGAAGACGAAAUUGAUCAGUGUGCUACUACGAACAAGAACGAUGUAAUGGGGGAAAUGAUUCGAACACACAGAAGGUUAUUGUCCGAAACCCGUGAAAUCGAUGAAGCUUCUUGCAAUUUCCCGUCUUCUCGAAGACAAGCAAGCCCAAUUCGACAGUGGAUUUCAAGAACCGUCACACCUGAUCUUCUAGGCUCGUCCGAAAUUGCAAUAGCUCACGGAGUAAAGGAUAAUACUUUGAAAACUAAGCUCGCAAAGAGUUCAAAAUCGCGUCAUCGGUUAUUCAAAGGCUAAUCCAUCCAGAGUUGUUCAAUCGAAAAUGGACCGAAACGAGUGGUCUUGUUGGAUACACACAUAUCUUGAGUUUCAUAUUCAUUUUCUCUGUAAAUCGGACUCAUCUACAAAUUUGUAUAUCCAUUGCAAAUUUUUUGAGUUAUUGAAUUUUGAAACAUCGCAAGUAAGAGAA